Chlamydomonas reinhardtii is the source of this 1576-nucleotide messenger RNA. RefSeq lists its product as uncharacterized. The record is from RefSeq and is a predicted model, not a curated record. Gene Ontology annotation, molecular function: flavin-dependent sulfhydryl oxidase activity; flavin adenine dinucleotide binding. Bases 320 to 1165 code for a protein of 281 amino acids. The transcript has 2 exons. Gene Ontology annotation, cellular component: mitochondrion. Lineage: Eukaryota; Viridiplantae; Chlorophyta; Chlorophyceae; Chlamydomonadales; Chlamydomonadaceae.
AGGAGAAGAGAUUGUAUCAGAGGGCGGGUGCACACGGUUCCGAUGUCAAGCGCGCUCGACCUCGCCAAGCAGCGGCACAACGAGAUUAGGACCGCGCUGCGCUUUUUUCUCAACUCUUGGCAUAAGCACCGCCAGAAUACCAGCAUCGCUGAACCGAGGGCAGUUUUGGAUGAGUUUCUGCGCUUCAAGGCUUUCACUUCCUCGCUUCAGCAGCAUUAUAGCCCUCUAGAGGCACCCAAGGAAUCCUAUAGCAAGCGCGGCCGCGAUCGCUCGUAAGCUUGGAAGUCGGACCGCAUCUUCGUCUGCACCCUGCCCGGAAAUGGACGUCCCGCUGCGCGCGCUUGAGGGCUGGGGGCAAGCGCUCCUGCAGCAGCUUCCUAGCAAUGGCAGCAGCUCGGGCAAGCAGUGGGCCUCGGCCAGGCCAGGCCUGUCGCACGUGUCGCAGGGAGGUGCAGCCCGCUGGGCCGUCCCCGGCCAGCUCCGACACCCCUCGCUGCACGUGUCCGGCCCUCACGCAGCAUGGCGGCGACCGUCUACUGGUGUCACAGCCUCCAGCGCUAGCACCGCUGCCGUACGCGGCGGCGGCCUGACGCCGGCAACAAUUGCGGCCAGCCCCCUCGCCAGCGUCAGCGCCUCCAUGCCUACCGCACCCGCACGGGCACCAGCGCCGGCGCCCUUCGCCGCCUCCUCCAUGGCCACCGCCACCUCACCGCUGGCAGCAGGAGCGGCGUCCAUGUCCGCCGCCGCGCAGGCCGCCGCGACGGCCAAGGCCGAGGUGGGUCGGGCCACAUGGACGCUGUUGCACAUGCUGGCAGCACAGUUCCCGGACCGGCCUAGCCGCCAGCAGCAGCGCGACGCGCGCACGCUGGUGGACUGUCUCACCCGCAUCUACCCCUGCGGCGACUGCGCGGAGCACUUUGCGGAGAUUGUGCGGCGUGACCCUCCCGCGGUGGGCUCGGGCCGUGAGUUCCGGCGCUGGCUGUGUGGCGUGCACAACCGCGUGAACUCGCGGCUGGGCAAGCCUGUGUUCAACUGCGACCUGGUGGAGGCGCGCUGGGCGCCGCUGGGGUGCAGCGCCGAGGAGGCGGCAGCGGGCGAGCCGGCGGCGGCCGGGGCGGGCAAGGGCUGCGAGCUGCUAGGCGUGGGCGCCAAGGGCGGGCGGUAGGCGUCGAUGAGGUGGGGGCAGUGUGGCGCGUGGCAGUUCAAUAGCAUGUCAAGGCGGUAGGCAGAGAACGGGUGUGAGGCGGAAAUUAGGCGCUAUGAGUUGGCGCUGGAUGUAGGGUCUGUCAACUGGGAUGAGGUCGGACGCGGUGGUGGGUGCUGGCACGGCUCGUGCUGCAACGCACCGCUUCUGGGCAGGCUCGCGAACACAGCUCUGUGCGUUGAGUACGCUGUAGUGCUGGAUGUUGCGCCAGAGUGGUCGGCGGGGGACAAGCUGGAUGAUGCGAUGGGCAACGGCCGAAGGCCCAACGGGAUCGGAGUAUCGGACGCAUUCGGCCGCAACGGCGCUAUGGCAAAAGGCUGGUCUGCCCUAGUCUGCCUGGUCAGCUAGGAGCCAGAACGUCUCUCUAUUUAA